UACGAAUAGGGCAUUGUGAAAAAAAAGAGGGAAUCCAAUCCCCCACCAUUGAAAAAGAUAUAUUGUUUUUUCUUCAUUGUUGUUGAACUAUCUUGAAGAAGGCCAUAUGAAAACAGUGUGGUUUUUCAGUCUUCCUUUCCUCUCCUUCACGCCUUACCCGUUUUCUUCGUUCCUUUUCUUUCUCUCUCAAAUUCUUGUCUUUUUCUAUUCAACCAACAAUCCCGUUCUUUCUCCUUACCAUUUUUCUCCAUUCUUUGACUGAAAAAGUUUGGGGGUUUUUUUUUCCCUUCCUGUUUGUUUCCUAAGAAUCUGCAAGAAAAUCAUUUUUUCUAUUUCCAGAUUUGAGAGUUUGAUUAACUUUAGACCUUCACUCAACAAACCCAUAUUUGAGUUGAGUUUUUGAAAUUUUUGGAGGAAAGAAGCAGUUGAUUUUGAACCUUUUUUUUUUGCGUUGUCUUUCUGUUUUCGUCCGUUUUCUAGGCAGGCAAGCAGAGGGUUUGUAAUAGAUAAAAGGUGAAAGUGAGAAUGCUGGGAAGUGGGUUGCAAUUCGGGAAAGUUAGAGGAGAUGAUCGGUUUUACAUUCCAGUAAAAGCUAGGAAAAAUCAAAACAAAAAACAACAGCAAAAGCAAAAACAAGAAAUUAUUGAGGAAGAUAAUGAGAAAAAUUGUAUUAAAUCGUCAGCAACAUCAGCAAAGAGCAAGGCUUUAGCUUCUGAUAAUAAUAAUAAUAAGAAUCCUAAGAAGACUUUGGUUUCAAGUACUAUUCCGGGCUGUGAGGAAUCGGGGGUCUCAAGGAGCAACCUUGAAAGGUUCCUGGAGUCAACCAGGCCUUCGGUCCCUGCUCAGUAUAUUUCUAAGACAACAAUGAGGGGAUGGAGGACUUGUCAUGUGGAGUUUCAGCCUUACUUUACAUUGGAUGAUUUAUGGGAGUCUUUCAAGGAAUGGAGUGCAUAUGGCGCAGGAGUGCCUUUAGUGCUUGAUUGGAGUGAUGGUGUUGUUCAGUACUAUGUUCCAUACUUGUCAGGGAUCCAAUUAUAUGGUGAAUCUAUGCAGGACAAUGCCAAGCCAAGGCUAGCUAGAGAAGAGAGCGAUGGUGACUACUACAAAGAUUCAAGUAGUGAUGGAAGUAGUGAUUAUGAAAUAGAUGAAGGCAUUAAAUUUCCUAGAGAACAGUGUAAUCGAUUCAGUUUGACAAAUGAGAUACCUUUCGGAGUGAGCAGUUUGUCUAUAAGUGAUGAAAACAGUACACUGCAAGAAGGCUUUUCUAGUGAUGAUAGGGAAACUGGCAACCCUCAAAGUCACCUGCUGUUUGAGUUUUUUGAGCGGGAUACUCCUUAUAGUCGUGAACCCUUGGCAGACAAGAUAUUUGACCUAGCUUGCAAGUAUCCUGGUUUGAAGACAUUAAGAAGUUGUGACUUACUACCCAAGAGUUGGAUAUCUGUUGCAUGGUAUCCCAUAUACCGAAUACCUACAGGUCCUACAUUAAAAAACUUGGAUGCAUGCUUUCUAACUUACCAUUUCCUUUGCACACCCAUGGAAGGCAGUGGAAGUGGCCAAACACCAUUUGUAGUAUAUCCCAACGAUGGUGAUGGCAUCCCAAAGAUUUCGCUACCUGUUUUCGGAAUGGCAUCUUAUAAAUUCAAAGGAUCCAUGUGGACAAAAAAUGGUGUGAGCGAGUGUCAAAAUGCGAAUUCCCUUAUGCAGGAUGCAGAAAACUGGCUAAGACUGCUUCAGGUCAAUCACCCAGAUUUUCGGUUUUUUGCCUCACAUGGGAUGUACCUUUGGUGAAAUCAAGAGAUUAGUCAGUGCAUGAAUUUCUUUCUUUUCCGCGCUGCAAAAAUAAUGUCCAAAACUUGCAUUUUGAUUGCUUGGUCAAACUGAGGUGAAAUGCUAUAAUUUUUGGUAUAUGGUGAUGGCAUACCUUUUGAGGGAGUUUUGUCUGGAUUGGGUAUGCUGUUACUUGCAAAGAAAAGCGAAGAAAAAAGGAAAAAAAAAAGAACAAAUUGAAAUGGUUAGACCUUUAGACAUUGUAAAGUGGAGAGCAUAAAAGAGUGGAUAACUUUGUGGCAUUAGACAAAAGCCUAAUUACUUGGUUGUGGAACCCAUAUAAAUGAGGGAGAUGAUAUGGUGGGAGUUGAGCCACUGGCAUUUUGAUGAGGGAGGGAUAUGUAGAGGUUUGGUUGAAUUGUGAUGUGGUUGAUGUACACCAUGGCUGAACUUGAUUACUUUAUGAUAAUAUAGGAGAUAAUGGUUGGACUAUCUUUUGUCAGAUUUGUAUACACCUUUAUAAUGAAUUUAUUUGGGUCUCUAUUUAGAACAUGAAAAUCUGUUAUGGGCCUACCAUUCGGAUGGUACCUUUAUAAUGCAUUUAUUUGGGUCUCUAUUUAGAACAUGGAAGUUUGGUAUGGGCCUACUAUAAUAUGAAGUUCGUUCGUCCUAACGCCAAAACCAAGCACAUGCAUCUGUCACGUCUUAGGUUAGUUGAUAGGGUAGGUAAAAAAAAAAAAAAAGAAGGAAAAUUAGAAGAGAAAAAAAUUGACAAAUAGAAAAAAAAAA
Messenger RNA from Durio zibethinus, 2556 nucleotides. RefSeq lists its product as uncharacterized. The record is from RefSeq and is a predicted model, not a curated record. NCBI's taxonomy places the organism in Eukaryota, Viridiplantae, Streptophyta, Magnoliopsida, Malvales, Malvaceae.